UGAACAACUGACAAAUUGUGGAUGUAUAUCUUGCAAACUUCCAGUGAACAUUUAUUAAGUACACAUGAUUUUGGUGCAGCAGCAGUGUUUGGAAACCCUACAGUAAGUUGUCCCAACAUCAGAUAGGAUCAAAGGCUCCUUCACUCUUCCUCUCCCCUCCCUUCCCCCAUCUCUAAGCCCCACCCGCACUGAGAGGACAACAGGUCCAAUAUAAGACUCCCAAACAAGAUUCAGAGUGCAUCUGGAAAACACACGUUUUACUGGGAGAGCAAAACGGUCCAUGAUGAUUCGCACAGCAAUUGAUCACGCAAGAAGGCACCCCGGCCUCAUCCCUCAGUUCUUCUUCAUCUGUUUGGGAAUGGGGGGAGCCUCGAUGUAUCUGGUUCGUCUGGCAAAGGGACCCCACGUCACAUGGAACAAGACUAAGAACCCUGAGCCCUGGAACCAGCUAGACCCGACCUACCAGUACAAGUUGGUGUCAAUCACCACUGACUACAACAACCUGAAGAAGCAGGGGCCAGAGUUCUAGACGUCACAUGCUCCACCAGCCAGGCCCUGAUCCAGGGCCAGUUCCACACUCUCCCUUAAUGACCAAGGUUGUGAUUGGUUGAGGAACAAACAGCUCUCACAGCACCCACUACCCCCCGAGUGUUGUGUCUGUAUAUAUACUGUCCUUUACUGCAUACAGAAUGUUUUCUAGUGUUGCCCUAGUAAAACUGGCCACACGUCAUUCCAUGUGGACAGAAAUGUGUUUCUAAAUUGUCUUAAAAUCUUCUGAAUUAGCUUGGUGUAUCUGCUGUUUUUAUAGUGUGACUUUGUAUGGUGCUGUAUGUAUCCGGUCAGUGUACCCAAACACAGAGUGUGUUUUCUGUGUUUGCUUUUCUCCCCUCACCAUGGACAGGGCUGUGAGUUUAGCUAAUUCACUUAUCAAGAACCGUUUGUGUUGUGAGGGAAGCCAGAUUGCAGAGGUGCAUUCACAGAGAGAUCCUGUCACGGUGCAUGUUUAGAGAUCUUUUCUGAUGUAGUUGACAUAGUUUGAAUGGAUACCAUUCAGACAAAAUGAAGUGAAAUAAAAAUUAUUCUUGUCUACUCUGAA
Hypomesus transpacificus is the source of this 1096-nucleotide messenger RNA. It is a transcript of the gene ndufa4l2a, whose product is annotated as NDUFA4 mitochondrial complex associated like 2a. The record is from RefSeq and is a predicted model, not a curated record. Lineage: Eukaryota; Metazoa; Chordata; Actinopteri; Osmeriformes; Osmeridae. The transcript is spliced from 4 exons. Bases 281 to 529 code for a protein of 82 amino acids.